AUGUCAACAUCAAACAACAAUAGGUCAAAAGAAAGGCACGCGCGAGAUGGUCUGAGCGACACCGAAUCAAUACUACCCCAGGAUAGCUCAACGGAAUGCAGAAGAGUCGACACUAUUGCGUCUGCCUCCCGAAAUCCGGAACCGGAUAUGGAGAUACGUCGCAGCAAUCUGGCUCUCUUACUCAUCUACACCUCCAUGGUCUAG
Molecule: messenger RNA, 204 nt
Organism: Alternaria atra
Lineage: Eukaryota; Fungi; Ascomycota; Dothideomycetes; Pleosporales; Pleosporaceae
Exons: 5
Coding region: 1-204 (67 amino acids)
Source: RefSeq, a predicted model, not a curated record